Molecule: messenger RNA, 1998 nt
Organism: Durusdinium trenchii
Lineage: Eukaryota; Dinophyceae; Suessiales; Symbiodiniaceae
Source: the annotation of a GenBank genome assembly
GAGGAGUUGGCCAUGCUGAUCUACUUGUCAACUCGGAAAGACGCGAGGGAUUGCUUAGACCAGUCUCCCAUCGCCGAGUACACCAGGUUGUUGAACCGUUGUGCAUUGACACGUCGUGAAUGGUUGGACGCCAUUGAACGAGCCCUUCGACAUCGUUGUGCAACAACGCAUGAAGAUGAAAGGAAGGUCCCAACAGCCAACCGACAGACCGUUGGACGUCCCUUUCGAAAGCCAGUUGAUGAGAAGAAGAAGGUGCUUGUGAAGAAGACGUUCAGGAAAAGUGAUGUCGCUGACCAUGAAGACGCUGGAGAUGAAGAGGACUUGGAGGCAGAAGGAGCCACUCAGGACGUUUUCUUUGAGGAGGAUGAGAACGAUGCACAUGAGGAAGAUGAAACAGAGAUGACUGCCAUUCCGGAAGAAGAACUGGAAGAAGAAGGAGAUGAUCCCGAAGAUGAGGAGGCGGAGAUUCUUGAAGCAUACAGUGCAGGAUGGAAGGCAAAGGCGCAGGUGAGUUGGAAGAAGAGCGACCCUGAGUGCCCACAGGUGAAGGCUGGCAAGGACAAGCCUCAGAGAUCCAGUUCUGCAGCGACCACCGGAUCAGGUGGCAACACGAUUCACUUCACCUAUGUGGUCUCGACGACCAAGACGAGGACGAAAGAAGAGCCGAUGUCAAAGGCCGCCUCUCCAGCCGUGCAUCUCUCAUGUCCCCAAUGCCGAUGGCCUACACACGCUGCUUCCAAGUUUUGCUCUCAGUGUGGUGCACGAUUGCCACACGAUGAGAGGAUGGCUGAAAAUAAGAGGGGAUGGACAGUGGUCCGCGAUGAUGAAGAGGAGCAGGUGGCCAGUUCAGAAAGCAGCAGGGGGCAAAAGGAAGACAAGCCAAGGACCUACAAGUAUCACAUGAGAAAAGAGCUGCUGAGAGAGGCUGCUGGGUUGGAAGAGAGGGGCAGGAGAGAGAGAGAGAGGGAAAAGAUCAGGGCCAGUCCAGAGGAGGUGCUUGCAGGUCUUCCCCAUAUGACCAAAGAAGAGAAGAAGCGCAUUCAGAAGGCUCUUGAGAGAGAAGAGAAGCAAGCAGCGUAUGAUGGUCUGGACAAGGGCAGGCUUCUUUUGCCGUACUAUGAGAGCUCCGAAGAUGAAGAACGUGAUCACACAGCCACAGGUGGUCUUCCAAUGGGGAUGGGCACUAUGCAGCAUGCCGGGAUUGCCUUCAUCAAUCCGGUUGGCAUCCAUGGAGUGAAUGUAAUCAGGAUGUCGUCCGUGCAAGGAGGAGCCAUCAACUGUCCAGGACUCAUUGGACCUUCAGAGAUGGCCCGUUGGCAAGUGGUGAUGGACUUUGCACAGAAGAAGAUUUGCAUGAAAGGCCAAUGGCAAACCAUGUUGCUGACAGGCACAAGACAUCCGGCAGCCUGUUUGCUGGAUUUUUGCCAGACCCGUGAAUUCUGGGAGGAUGCAGACAUUCAACAAACCUUGCAGCUCCUUCGUCGCUCUCCUCAUUCCUGGGCAUUCACUGUCAAGGACAUGGAGCAAGAAGAGACAAGUGAAGAAGAGGAAGAAGAAUCAGAUCAAGAAGAUGACUCAAGCGAAGAAGAAAGUAUGAGCGAGGAGGAUUGGAAUGCCAGGUACCGCAAGGUAUUGCAAAAGUUGGAUGCAGAUAUGAAAGUGCUUCCGGUUCAGGAGGUUGAAAGGGCUCAACGUGAUGAAGAAGAAUGGGAAUUGGGGUCGGAGAAGGAAGAUGCUGUCUCUAUACCUUCCCAUGAGUUCGGUCUCGAGGAGGAGGAAAACAGCGAAGAAAGUGAUGAAGAAGUCCAAAACAGUUGGUUUUGCAAAGGCGUUCGUAAAUGGUUCAGCAAGAAGGAGAAGGGUGAAGUGCGACAAGGAGCGAAAGAGUUGAAGGAAGUGCACUUUGAAAGGAAAGUGGCACAGAGGCGGCAAGCAGAGGUGAAGGAAGGAAAAGCACAAAAGUUCGAGCGGAAGAAGAACCGCUCGGGGCCUCGGAAG